Messenger RNA from Trifolium pratense (red clover), 1812 nucleotides. RefSeq names its product E3 ubiquitin-protein ligase RSL1-like. The transcript is spliced from 2 exons. Gene Ontology annotation, cellular component: cytoplasm; ubiquitin ligase complex. Lineage: Eukaryota; Viridiplantae; Streptophyta; Magnoliopsida; Fabales; Fabaceae. Bases 157 to 1014 code for a protein of 285 amino acids. Gene Ontology annotation, biological process: ubiquitin-dependent protein catabolic process; protein polyubiquitination; positive regulation of proteasomal ubiquitin-dependent protein catabolic process. The record is from RefSeq and is a predicted model, not a curated record. Gene Ontology annotation, molecular function: ubiquitin conjugating enzyme binding; ubiquitin protein ligase activity; zinc ion binding.
ACAAACCAAAAAAAUAAGAAAAAGUAUGGUCAAGUAAGUUCCAUCCAAAGUUAGAGUUGUUGAGUACAGUAUAAGAGUUGACUUUCUCUCUUCCAUUAACAAAACAAACCUUAUUCUUUUGUUCCUCAUUUUCCCAAAACACACAAACACACACCAAUGGAGCAACAAGACAUUGUCCCUUAUAUCUCUGAUGAUGAUGAUGACAACUAUGCUGAAGAGUUACAACUCCAACAAACCCUUAUGGACUCACUCAUCACUUCCAACUCUCAUUCCCAAAAUGCCCCAUGUCUAGCAUCUUCAUCAAAACCCGUUGAUGUUGGCCUUGUAUACAACACAGAGCAGAAAAGGUUCGUAACCAAAGAAGAAUCCUCUUCUUCAAUCAUCAUUUGUGAGAUUUGUGCAGAACCAAAAAAGACAGAGGAGAUGUUUAAGAAUCAAAGAUGUUACCAUUCCUUUUGUUCUGAAUGUGUAAUCAAACAAGUGGCAACAAAAAUCCAAGACAAAAUAUCAAUUGUGUCUUGUCCUGGUUUGAAUUGCAAAGGUGUGUUGGACCUUGAAUCUUGCAGGUCAUUGCUUCCCAAAGAAUUGAUUGAUAAGUGGAAUGAUUCAUUGUGUGAGUCUCUUUUUAUUACUGUUCCUAAAUUCUAUUGUCCUUUCAAAGAUUGUUCUGCUAUGUUGUUGGAUGAGAAUGAAGGAGGAGGAGAAGAAGAAUAUAUUAGGGAAUCUGAGUGUCCUUUUUGUCAUAGAUUGUUUUGUGCAAGGUGUCAUGUUCCUUGGCAUCCUGGAAUUGGUUGUGAGGAGUAUCAGAAAUUGAAUGUGGAUGAAAGAGGGAGGGAAGAUCUUCUUGUUAGAGAACUUGCUAAUCAGAAGAAAUGGAGAAGGUGUCCAAAAUGCAAAUUCUAUGUUGAAAAAAAUGAAGGUUGUUUGCAUAUCACUUGCAGGUGCCGGUUUGAGUUUUGUUAUGCUUGUGGAGAAAAAUGGAGUUCUACUCAUGGUGGUUGCCAAACCGAUUAGAUAGAUUUAAAUAAUUGAUAUGGACAUUGUCGUUCCUUUUAGUUUUCAUUAAAUAGGUUGUUUGUUGUUCAUUUUGUUUGUGUUUUUAACCAUUAGGGUGAGUUUUUUUUACUGCAAAUCAAUGAUGUACCAUUGCGUUCAAAUAUAUGUAGCUGAGUAGUAUUACAAAAAUUUACUCUUUGGUUGCACUAGCAACUAGAAUCACAACAAUAAGAUUGGUGAUUGCUUUCACAAGUAAGUGAAGCUUGCCACUAUUUCAUCUUGAUGUCAAAUUUGUCUUCUUUUUUUAUCCGGCAAUUCUGUCUUCUUAAAUAGGCUAUUAGAAGAGGAAGUGUAUGUAGUGCACUCACCUCGAUUAAAGGUCGAUGGAAGCAGAUACACAGUGUAAAGGCUGAAGAAAGCUUUAUAUGGGCUAAAAACAAGCACCAAGGACCUAUAACAAAGGGAUAAUCGUUCUUGUUCGAGUAAAGGUUUUCCAAAUGUGUAGUAGAGAAUGGUGUUUGUGUGAAGCUGAAGAGCAAAGCUGAGAUGUUAAUGACUUGUAACGGGAAAUGAUCUAGAUGACAUUGAGGAAUGCAAGGUAACCAUGAAUUUAAAAUCUGAUAUGACAGAUUUGAGUAUGCUAAGGGACAAUGCUGCAUCAGAAGUGGUAUAAUGUAGAUGUAUUGAAAAGAUUCAAAAAGUUUAAUUGUAAUGCAUUAUAUACCCUUGUAGAAUAAAAUGUGAAACUGUUGGAGUAUUGUGAUGAAAAGGGAUUCGAUGGAAUUUUGUUUACACAGAUUGUAUGAUUCUUGAGAA